UCAUAACAGGACUGCAGUCGGUGCAGCUCCAGUUUCACCUCCGGGACUCAGCGCCGCAUCUCCUCACCAAUGGCAGCUCCGAAGAAAGUCUGCAUCGUGGGCUCCGGAAACUGGGGCUCUGCUAUUGCCAAGAUUGUUGGUGCCAAUGUUGCUCAAAAUCCCAAAUUUGACAACACUGUAAAAAUGUGGGUGUUUGAGGAGACUGUGAACGGGCGCAAGCUGACCGAAAUAAUUAACACCAGCCAUGAAAAUGUGAAGUACCUCCCUGGGCACAAGUUGCCAGCAAAUGUGCUGGCCGUGCCGGACCUGGUGGAGGCGUCCAGCGACGCAGACAUUUUGGUGUUUGUGAUCCCGCACCAGUUUAUCGGCAAAGUGUGCAACACGAUGAAGGGAAAGGUUAAAAGCGACGCGCUCGGAAUAUCCCUCAUCAAGGGCGUAGACGAGGGGCCUGAUGGGCUGAAACUCAUCUCUGAUGUGAUCCAGGAGAACCUCGGCAUCACAAUGAGCGUGCUGAUGGGAGCCAACAUUGCCAAUGAGGUUGCUGAUGAGAAGUUUUGUGAAACCACUAUUGGCUGUAAGAAUAGAAACCACGGGACUCUCCUGAAGGAGCUCAUGCAGACCAGCAACUUCAGAGUUACGGUAGUGGAGGAAUACGAUGUGGUGGAAAUCUGUGGCGCCCUAAAGAAUAUUGUUGCGGUGGGCGCAGGCUUCUGCGAUGGUCUAGGCUUCGGGGACAACACGAAGGCGGCGGUGAUCAGGCUGGGCCUGAUGGAGAUGAUUGCUUUCGCCAAGAUUUUCUGCAAAGUCGGGCCCGUUUCUUCUGCGACCUUCCUGGAGAGCUGCGGCGUGGCCGACCUCAUCACAACCUGCUACGGCGGCCGCAACCGCAGAGUCGCUGAAGCUUUUGUAAAGACGGGGAAAUCCAUCGAGGAACUGGAGAAGGAGAUGCUGAACGGGCAGAAGCUGCAGGGACCAGCAACAGCUGCUGAGGUUUAUCUCAUCCUCAAGCACAAAAACCUGGUUGAUAAGUUCCCUCUGUUCAACGCCGUGUAUCAGAUCUGCUUCCAGGGCAACCCGGUGUCAGAGUUCAUCAGCUGCCUGCAGAACCACCCAGAGCACAUGUGAUGAGGUGAAACCGACAGAGUGCCUUCUCUACGGAAACGCCGCAGCCUCUUUUCUGUUCAAGCUCGAGGAGCACAACUCGUCAUGUUGCGGAUUUCGCGCGACGUGUCGACUCCAGGUUGAAGCUGCGCAAGGUCUAUUUCUGACAUAUCGUUUAGGGAUUUCAUCCCAUUUCCAGAUGUGAAGAGAAACUUGAAGGAUAAUUUCUGUCACCACAUAGCGGUCAGACAAAAAUGUUUUUAUGUUUCUAUGCUUGAUCUUAAUCAGAUUUUAUGGUGUCCAUUUUCAAUUACAGCUAGACUGAACUCCACUCUUUGUAGGACGUCUAAAAAAAUGUGACCUUUCAUUAUCAGUGUUUAUAUGCUUCUACAUAAUCUGCUCUGUUAUUAAUGUUUUUAAUAGUUUUAUUAUUACAGCAUUAAUGUAUCCGUCCAGUGAACCACCAUGAGUUAUUGGAUUACAUACUAUCUCACUAACUCUGCCCUCAUGUACUGUAAACGAAGGACGAUUUUAACCUGCAAAGCUAAUGUGCCUUAUACUGUAGGGUUGGCCUUGAAACAGGAAAAUCCAAACUGUGCAGUUGUUCCAAACUUUUGAUUUAAAACUGAAGAUUUUUCAAUAACUUAGGUAGAUUACUCCUUAAGGCAGCCAAUUUUCUGUUUGUCAGAAGACAAUUUUAAAUGUUUAACUUUAAUGAUCUUGUGUAAAUUAUUGGUCAAUGGUGUUAGAGCCCUAAUAAGGGACUUGGGUUUCUUUUAAAAAGAGCUGUGUUGUAUUGUCAGAUAACAUCCAUCCACUAUGCCAUUUGUUACUGUGAUUCAACCUAAAUAUGUUUCUAAUUUAAGACAAUAUGUUAAAGAAUAUCUUCUUUUGUCUGAAUAAAUCACUCCUGUUGUUGAA
This is a messenger RNA of Xiphophorus maculatus (southern platyfish), 2022 nucleotides long. RefSeq names its product glycerol-3-phosphate dehydrogenase [NAD(+)], cytoplasmic. The transcript has 8 exons. Gene Ontology annotation, cellular component: cytosol; glycerol-3-phosphate dehydrogenase (FAD) complex. Bases 70 to 1125 code for a protein of 351 amino acids. NCBI's taxonomy places the organism in Eukaryota, Metazoa, Chordata, Actinopteri, Cyprinodontiformes, Poeciliidae. The record is from RefSeq and is a predicted model, not a curated record. Gene Ontology annotation, molecular function: NAD binding; protein homodimerization activity; glycerol-3-phosphate dehydrogenase [NAD(P)+] activity. Gene Ontology annotation, biological process: glycerol-3-phosphate catabolic process; carbohydrate metabolic process.